This is a messenger RNA of Saccharomycopsis crataegensis, 1494 nucleotides long. RefSeq names its product Mif2p (gene MIF2). Gene Ontology annotation, biological process: spindle attachment to meiosis I kinetochore; kinetochore assembly; attachment of mitotic spindle microtubules to kinetochore. The record is from RefSeq and is a predicted model, not a curated record. Bases 1 to 1494 code for a protein of 497 amino acids. The transcript has a single exon. Lineage: Eukaryota; Fungi; Ascomycota; Saccharomycetes; Ascoideales; Saccharomycopsidaceae. Gene Ontology annotation, molecular function: centromeric DNA binding. Gene Ontology annotation, cellular component: kinetochore.
AUGAGUCACCUUAACAAAGUGGGCCAGCAGGGCAGGAAAACCGGCGUCUUUGCAAGAACUGGAACUAAAAGAGACGCGAACAACCUUGAAGAUCUUGACGACUUCUUUAGUAAAAACGGGUCUGAAGAUAUUGAAAAUGAGGUGGAAUCACCGACUCAAAACAAAAAAUCAUCCGUUAAAGCCUCUUUUCUGCAAAGAUCUGGCGUCACUAAACGUGCUGGUAAAAAGAAGCCCCUUCUUGUUUCUAAUCCAUCAAGACCCAAAAAAGCAUUACAUGGUAUUUCAAAGCUACGUAAGCCUGCAAGCAGAAGAGGCAGCGUCUCGUCCAACCACGAUGUUGAACUUAGCCAAGAUGAUGAUGAUGAUGGACAUGAACAAGAUUUGGAGACUCUCGAAGAAACAGCAACAAUAGAAGGAGAAGCAGACGAUGAAGGGGAAGACGAAGAUGAGGACGAAUAUGUAAAUGGCAAACCAGUUGAGGAAGAAGAAGAAGAAGAAGAAGAAGAAGAAGAAGAAGAAGAGGAAGAAGAAAAAGAAGAAGAAGAAGAAGAAGAGGAAGAAGAAGUACCUUUUGUCCGUAUGUCCCAAACAAAAUCGAGAAAAAAUGGAGCCGCUAAAACCAAACCAGUAACAUCAUCACAGUCUAAGAAGACAAAAGCUGCACCAAAGAAAACUGUUAGUAAGGUUACCAAACCAGCUACCGCUCCCAAAUCCAAUAAGUCUGCUAAGGCCACUAAGAACAUCGCUUUGAACAAGAACAAAAAAUCUGCAGCAGCACCAUCAUCUAAAGCCAAGAUCAGCGCAUCGGAAUCAGAUGUUAGAAAGUCUUCAAGAAUUAGAGUGCCACCGGUGGCAUUUUGGAAGAACGAAAAGAUUGUUUAUGAAUACAAUCAUGACUCUCAUGUUCCUACCAUUAAAGAUGUGGUAACAGUUGACACUCCAGAAGAACCACCUAAGAAGCGCCCGACCUAUCGCUCACGUAAAACCACUAAGCCUGUCAGUAUUUCUAGUAGUCAACCGGCAGCGCCAAAAGAGCUUGAUUUCAAGAAAUAUCCGGAUGCUAAGUGGAUCAAAAAGGGCUCCAAUACUAUUGAUGUGUUUGAUACUCCAGGCUCUAAGGCCAAGGUGCCUCGUACUGUUGCUUGGGGAACUGACAAAGAAGAAUACAGUCAAGAAAUCAAGUCUAAGAAGGAUAAUUUCAAACUUGCAAUCUUGUUCAGUGAAGAGCAAGAAUUCGCUGCCUCAGGGAUGUUACAGUUUCCAGUUGGAGGGUCGAAGGAUAGUAAGAAUACCGAUGAUACAUAUUUUAUAUUCUAUGUUAUUUCUGGGGUUUUGAAAGUUAAAAUCUCUGGCACAGAAUUCACAGCGACCACAGGAUGCUCUUUUGAAAUUCCUAUGGGUAACUAUUACGAGUUUAAGAACGUAGGGGAUACUGCAGCAAAGUUAUUCUUUGUCCAAACUAAGUGUGUUGUUCUUCAAGACGAGGAGGAAUAA